AUGCUGUUUGACGACCUCACGCAGUCCGCGGCCGUGCGCGGCCACAAGCGGCCGGCGGCGACGAGCAGCUUCAGCGGCAGCUUCACGCUGGUGCAGCGCAUCCAGGCGGCCGGCGGGCUGCUGCGCACCAACAUCCCCAUGAAAAGCACCAUCCUGCGGAUCGCGCUCGCAAACAAGAAGCAGGUGCUGAUCCCCGACGUCCAGAAGCUGAUCAACCAGCUGGGCGCGGUAAACACCGACCUCUUCGCCAGCCGCCACGUGCGGCCCCCCACCAGUGUGCUGCUGCUGCCGCUGCGCGCGAGCGGCGCCGGGAUCUACGGCGCGCUCUACUGCCUCAGCGACGUGCAGACCGAGUUCUCGGAAGUUUCCGGGUACCUGAAGGAGGUGGCUGAUCUGGUGGGCGGCGGCCUCAUGCGCUGCUUGCUGGGGGAGCUCAAGCAGGAGUACGAGGACGGCGGGCGGCGGCCCGGGGCGGCGGUCGCUGCGUUCAAGCUUGGGGCGGGGGACUCGGCUCGCCGGCGGCACCUGGCGCGGCUCCGCACCCUUUGCUGGAGCGCACACUACCUGGACGCUCGCGUACCGCAGGCGGUGCAGCAGCUGUCAGAGGACGGGCUGAUGUCGCCGGACCGGACCGAGGGCUCGCACAGCGGCCCCCUUGGCUCCGGCACGCAGGGCGGCGGCGCCAGCAGCGGCGGCGCCGCGCCCGGCGGCGGCGGCUCCUCGCCGUCGCAGGCGGGCCAGGCGGGCGCACAGGGCCCCACAGGCGGCAACGGCGCGGCGGGGACGCCGGUGCAUAGCGGCAGCGGGUUUGUGCCGGCCGGGGCGCCGCGGGCGCUGGCUGGGCACAGGAGCGAGGUUUUUGAGCUGGGCAGCACGGUCAGCACCAUGGGCGGCAGCUUGAUCUCCACGGGCGGCAGCUUCUCGGGAGGCGUGGCCAACGGGCGCAGCUUCACGGCGCGCCAGAUGGCCAGCAGUACAGGGGCCCUGGUGACGGGCCUAACGGAGAAGCUGAACCAGCGGCGGCUGGAGGCGGCGAUGCAGGACACAGAGGGCGGCAACCUGCGGGACCUCCAGCUCACCGCCCAGAUCGGCGAGGGCGGCUUUGCGCGGGUGUUCCGCGGCCUGUGGCGCGGCCAGGUCGUGGCCGUCAAGGUGGUCGCGUCGGGGGAGCCCGGCAACGAGCGCAGCGUGAUGAAGAACGCGCAUGAGAUAGCCAUCCUGUCGGCCCUCAGCCACCCAAACAUCCUGCAGGCCUACACCUGCCUGACCGACGUGCUCGUGAGGGACGUCCUCGCCACCUGCAUCCGCCUGCCCAACCAGCAGUCGCGCGCCGAGCUGGCCGGCUGCCUCACGGCGGGCGGCGCCAACGGCUGCGGGCCGUCGGAGGACGCCGGGUGCCACAUAGAGGUGCGCGGCGCGCCCCAGGGUGGGGUGCGGUGGCGGUGA
Monoraphidium neglectum is the source of this 1446-nucleotide messenger RNA. RefSeq lists its product as hypothetical. Gene Ontology annotation, molecular function: ATP binding; protein kinase activity. Lineage: Eukaryota; Viridiplantae; Chlorophyta; Chlorophyceae; Sphaeropleales; Selenastraceae. The record is from RefSeq and is a predicted model, not a curated record. Bases 1 to 1446 code for a protein of 481 amino acids. Gene Ontology annotation, biological process: protein phosphorylation. The transcript is spliced from 8 exons.